AUGGAGAUGAAUCAACUACGUAAAGACAGUGAUGAGGACAGCACAACAGACCCGGCGGUAGUCGGUAUCUCGGAGGUUACGAAUGUUGGACAAAUAGCGAAAAUAGACCCAGAUGUGAGUGGGGAAGAACUGGAGCCGGGCCUUCGAUUCUACCACCAAGAGGUUUUGGCACAAGAACUCAGUUUGAUUAGAGACCUGAAGACUGCUCAGUUGCAAAUUACGGGAGCAAUCAACGAAUUGAUGCGGGAAAUGGAUUACAAGUCUGCGGACGACGACAAAAAAUACAAGUUUAAGUGGAGUACGGUGUCCACAUACAAUUUGCUCAAGUACUGCUAUGAUAUUGGGCCCUUUUACGGGUUUGAAAACGGCAAAGAUCCCUCGUUGCGCAAGCUGGAACAAAGCAGUUUUAUUUCGUUGAAAUGGGGCUGUGUAUGGUACGAUGUGCUGAGAUCUGCAGACUAUUCUUCACAAAUCGUGCCUACCGAGUUGCAGUGCAAAACUCGAUUUAAAUAUUUGCUUGAACAGGCUCACUCGCGACUCUUUAUUGGUGACAUCAAAAAACAAUUUAUUCUCACCGGUGUGCCCAGAGUGGACGCGAUACUCGAGAAGGUCACCAAACUCAAGUACGAGGCCGAGGAACGCAAGACGGUGCUUCAGAAAUUCGAGGGCCAGCGUGCAAAACGCAGCGUUAGCGACAUGAUUGGCGACACGAUCGAUUCUGGACUCGCAAGCGUGGAACCAGAGCUUGCGGACCUCAGCCGCAUAGGAGCAGACGCAAUCAACCCUCUCAAACGGAGAGUCGACAUAGCCGCAGCUGCAAGACUAGCAAACGAAGACUUUCGAGACAAACAGCUGGCUCUGCAGCAGGAACAGCUUGCAGUUGAGCACGAACGUCUGGCGCUCUCAAGGCAAAAAGAGGCGCGUGAGGCUACAGAUUCCAACGUGAAGCGAGUAACGUCUAUUUUGGGAAUUUUGGGCUACGCGCACGAUCUCGACAACGAGCGUCUGCGCAUCAAGGACACCUUGCUGCAUGUUUUGCAAAACGCGCUACACGAUCUGCAGACGAGUCCGCAUUAA
Lachancea meyersii CBS 8951 is the source of this 1077-nucleotide messenger RNA. The record is from the annotation of a GenBank genome assembly. NCBI's taxonomy places the organism in Eukaryota, Fungi, Ascomycota, Saccharomycetes, Saccharomycetales, Saccharomycetaceae.